ACCAAAUUCCCCUGACCCGUCGGUCUGCUAUCCCAUCUGAGCUCACGGCGAUCCUCUUUCUCCUCAUCGGCAUGAGCGGCUUCUUGGCGGUGGUCGGCAAGGUCGGCACCUUUCUGCUGUGGGUGCUGUUCCUGGUCUUGCAGACCGCCACCAGGAUCGUCGGCAGCCUCCUUGCCAGCUCAGCUGAGCAGCAGGAUGACCACCAUCAGGAAUCGGCGGCGGCACGGCGCAGGUCGCCGCCAGCCUCCCCACAUCCCGAACUUUACGAGCCGGCGUCUGCGUCUCUGGCGCAGCUGUGGGACCCACCGCCUCUUCCGCACCUUGCUUUUGCUCCCGCUGCGGAUGAGAGCUCUUCGUCCUCCAGCUUACGGCGGCGUGCCAGUGCGCCGCUGCCCCGAGCGGAUGAAGACUUUGUGGUGCCAUCGAGCGCUUACUCGCGUCCAACAGUGGGGGUGGCUCAUACACACUCUGUGUCAGCACCACCACUGAGGGCAAUCGAGACGCGGGCGGUGCCAUCUAGGCUGGUGACAGCCGGGGGUAAGCGGCCAAGGCUGGAGAGGAAGUACUCCAAGAUUGUUGACCAGUACCGAUCCUUGGAUGAGGUUAUUGAAGCAUUAGCACAGGCUGGUCUUGAGUCUUCUAAUUUGAUCAUAGGAAUUGAUUUCACAAAGAGUAAUGAAUGGACAGGAAAGAAUUGCUUCAAUGGUAUGAGCCUGCAUAAUAUCAGUGACAACCCAAAUCCUUAUGAACAGGCAAUAUCCAUCAUUGGGAAAACCUUAUCUGCUUUUGAUGAGGAUAAUUUAAUUCCUUGCUUUGGUUUUGGAGACGCAUCUACUCAUGACCAAGAUGUAUUUGCCUUCUAUCCUGAUGAAAGACCAUGCAAUGGUUUUCAAGAAGCUUUAGCUCGAUACAGAGAGAUUGUACCUCAUCUUCGCCUUUCGGGUCCUACGUCAUUCGCCCCAAUAAUUGACAUGGCCACAACCAUUGUGGAGCAAAGUGGUGGCCAAUACCAUGUUUUAGUAAUUAUUGCUGACGGGCAGGUCACAAGAAGUGUAGAUACUGAAUUUGGUCAGUUAAGCACCCAGGAGCAAAUGACAGUUGAUGCUAUUGUACAAGCAAGCCAAUUCCCAUUGUCUAUAAUUCUUGUUGGAGUUGGAGAUGGUCCAUGGGAUAUGAUGAAGGAAUUUGAUGACAAUAUACCAGCUAGGUCUUUUGACAAUUUCCAGUUUGUCAACUUCACUGCGAUCAUGUCAAAAAAGAUAAGUCAAAGCAAAAAGGAGACAGAGUUCGCCCUUUCAGCACUAAUGGAAAUUCCAUUGCAAUACAAGGCAACAUUAGAGCUUGGAAUUUUAGGACGUCGAAUUGGAGAGUCACCUGAGCGGAUUCCACUUCCUCCUCCUUUUGCAAGUUAUAGCACAGUUUCAAGAGCAGAACCAUCUCGGGCAAAUAGUUAUCGAAGUGUGCCUUCACAUCCAAGGGAGGAGCCAGCUGUAAAUUCAACUAUCACAGCAUCAGUUACAUCCCCAUCAGCUGCCGAAAGUAGAGUUUUAGAACCCCAGAUGUGCCCAGUUUGCCUUUCCAAACCCCGGGACAUGGCAUUUGGUUGUGGCCACCAGACAUGUUCAGAAUGUGGACCGCAAGUCACAGAUUGCCCCAUCUGUCGAAGGCCCAUUGACACGAGAGUAAAAUUGUACUAAUUAUUUUUGGGUGGAACUAGGUUUAACUGAAGCACAUGCCAGGAGUAGAAUCCACUAAAAUAAAUCUCUAUUUGACUGUUAACGAUGUAGUGUGAAUUAAUUUAAUAAAUCAGACGUAGAGAAAAGGAGGAUACUUGUUCUUUGCUUGUAUCCUGUUCCUA
Zea mays is the source of this 1858-nucleotide messenger RNA. Its product is annotated as copine family protein. NCBI's taxonomy places the organism in Eukaryota, Viridiplantae, Streptophyta, Magnoliopsida, Poales, Poaceae. Gene Ontology annotation, cellular component: nucleus. Gene Ontology annotation, molecular function: ubiquitin-protein transferase activity. The record is from RefSeq and is marked validated. Gene Ontology annotation, biological process: protein ubiquitination.